GUGCAUUGUAUUGCUGUUUUAUUGAGUCCACGUUGUCAUCACUAUAUUCAAAAAGUGCGCCGGCUUUUACUGCAAUCUUCAGAAUCCCCAUCUGGUUCCUGGUGAUUUUUCUCAGGCUUUUAAUCAGUCUUUGAUCACUUCCGAGUAUUUCUUCAUUUCACAAUGAGUUCUAUGGAGCAGAUUCGUGUCAUCCAGGUGCAUAAAGAGGAAGAUGUCUUCCACUGCAACCGCAUCCAUUACUCGUCCGUCUUGCACCAAGGACAACGCAGCAAGAUUCUCUUGGCGAGGAGCAACAUCAUCCCUGACAAGAAAUUCGCUAUCAAGCAGAUGCCCCUUCUCUCUGAUGAGGAUAGAGAUCGCUUCACCCGCGAGCUGUGUCUGAUGAAACUGGCUCUUGACAUACGUGGAGUUGUGAAUUUGUUGUUUUAUCCCGUCAUCUGUGGUCCCACCGGCUAUAUCCUCAUGCCGUUCUACGAGAAGAGAGACCUGCUCUCGCAAAGAGGGAAACUGACCUACUACAGAUGGAUGAAAGUGUUUGUCAGGACGGCGGUGUCUCUCCAAAGCCUGCACAAGAAGAGGAUUUAUCAUCAGGAUUUGAGGCCACAGAACAUCCUCCUCACUGACUCUCACGUCGCCUUCAUCUCUGACUUUGGUGCUGCGAGUCUACUCCCUGAGGGAUGUGACCAGGUGGACACGUGGACAGCUGCGCCUGGUUUCCGGGGACCCGAGGCGGACCAGGAGGGUGGUCUCUUCUGUCCAUUCCAACUAGACACCUACAGCCUGGCUGUCAGCAUGUGGCAGGUACUGUCUAGUCUGUGUCCAGUCAAGAACAAGCCUUUGGAUCACCUAGACAACAUCCCCCCGCAGUACGCUGCCUUGUUGAGAAACCUUCUUGUUCCGGAACCCGACAGGAGAUGGACCCUGGACAAGUUCCUCACUGAGGCUCUGGAGCUGCACCCGGACCUGUCCUGUCUUCUCUGAGACGUUUGGAUCCCGUCUGUGGCGUUCUAAAGAUACUUAAAAGACAGUCUUAAUCUUCUUACGUCUCGACUUCUCACUGUUAAUCUUUCUAGUUUGAAGCUUUAUACAACGCCUUUGAUAAACUGAUACCAAUGUUGUAAUAUUGUUCUGAAUUAGAGCAGGCCCAAAAGAGAGAGAGAGAGAGAGAGAGAGAGAGAGAGAGAGAGAGAGAGAGAGAGAAUAUAAUAAAAAGUUGUGGUUAGUCUUUCUUUACAUAGUACUGUGUUCGUGAUCUUGAUGUGAUGUAUAUGUGCCCAAUAAAUAAAAACAAAGCCAAAAAACGUCA
Messenger RNA from Aplysia californica (California sea hare), 1306 nucleotides. Its product is annotated as CBL-interacting serine/threonine-protein kinase 24-like. The record is from RefSeq and is a predicted model, not a curated record. NCBI's taxonomy places the organism in Eukaryota, Metazoa, Mollusca, Gastropoda, Aplysiida, Aplysiidae. Gene Ontology annotation, biological process: intracellular signal transduction; protein phosphorylation. The coding region runs from base 163 to 981 and encodes 272 amino acids. The transcript is spliced from 2 exons. Gene Ontology annotation, molecular function: protein serine/threonine kinase activity; ATP binding. Gene Ontology annotation, cellular component: cytoplasm.